Anguilla anguilla (European eel) is the source of this 5186-nucleotide messenger RNA. RefSeq names its product dual specificity testis-specific protein kinase 2-like. The transcript has 10 exons. Gene Ontology annotation, biological process: protein phosphorylation; actin cytoskeleton organization. Lineage: Eukaryota; Metazoa; Chordata; Actinopteri; Anguilliformes; Anguillidae. Gene Ontology annotation, molecular function: protein serine/threonine kinase activity; ATP binding. Gene Ontology annotation, cellular component: nucleus; cytoplasm. Bases 367 to 1359 code for a protein of 330 amino acids. The record is from RefSeq and is a predicted model, not a curated record.
AAGAGUGGGCUAGAGUAGCGAGAGCGAGCGCAUUGAUUGGAGGCGGUGUGUGUGUGUGUCUGUGUGCGUGUGUGUGAGAGAGAGAGAGAGAGAGAGAAGGCUAUAUGGUGAGACAUCAUUAGAUGCGCUGCCGCAAUGCACCUACAGUAGGGAUUUAUCGAAAAGGUAGCUAAAUCUGCGGAUCAAUUUGUUUUUAAGAGACCUUAUUGAGUUCCCACCUGCUACUAUCAAACUGAAGAGGUUUCUGUUUUUCCAACAAACGAACUGCGUUGUUACAACGUCGCUACUAUUCAGGAGUAAGGCCUUAACCUGUGCCCAUCUUCCUUGAGGUUUGAGACGGAUUGUGAAAUUCUUCCAGACCUCAGGAUGCAUAUGAAUAGCUUAUUGAAUCAAUGGACCGACAUCCCGACGAUGUGCGAGGUGGACGUGUCCUCGGAGCCCAGCAGCCCCACGCUGUACGGCGAAUCCUCCGACACCUACUACCACGUGGACCGCUGGCAGAAGCUGCGCACCGCCGUCCGCAAGCUGGAAUUCUGGGAAAACUUCACUUCCGAGCUCAUCGGGAGCGGCUUCUUCUCCAAAGUCUACAAGGUCAUGCAUAGCACGACGAGGAAGGUGAUGGUGGUGAAGAUCUAUAAAAAUGACGUGGACCAGGACAGCAUCGUGAGAGAGAUCAGCCUCCUGCAGAAACUCUCGCACCCCAACAUUGUCCGGUACCUGGGCAUCUGUGUGAAGGAAGAUAAGCUCUAUCCAAUACUAGAGUACGUAAGCGGGGGCUGUCUGGAGGAGCUCCUGGCCAGGAAGGACGUGCCGCUCAGCUGGCGCGAGAAGGUGGACCUGGCGUCUGACAUCACGCGGGGGAUGAUCUACCUGCACUACAAAAACAUCUACCACAGGGACCUCAACUCCAAGAACUGCCUGAUCAGGGUAACACCGCGGGGGAGGGAGGCCCUGGUGACGGAUUUCGGGCUGGCCCGGGAGGUGGUGGAGCUCCCCGCUAAGGACCCCGACAGGAAGCUGUCCCUGGUGGGCUCUGCCUUCUGGAUGGCCCCAGAGAUGCUGAGAGGGGAACCCUACGACCGCAAGGUGGACGUCUUCUCCUUCGGGAUCGUGCUCUGUGAGAUACUGGCCCGGAUUCCAGCCGACCCCGAAAUCCUCCCGAGGACCCAGGACUAUGGUCUGGACGUGACGGCGUUUCGGGAAAUGGUGACUGGGUGCCCGCCUCGCGUGCUGGAGCUGGCCGCCAGCUGUUGCCUGAUGGAUGCUUUUCGACGGCCUUCCUUCACGGAGCUUCUGGAUGAGCUGGAGGAGAUCUCAGAGACUCUGGAACCCCCAAAUGCAGAGCUGACCACUGGCUGAGGGGCUCUCCACAUGCCAUUCUCCCCACACCCCUCCCAAAACCAGGGACCCCUUGAUUUGGACCGCUGAAAAGAUCUCUACAUCAGCAGAUCAGAGAUGGGGAAGGUCUUUCAUUGGCAGGACAUAGAUGUCCUGUAGUAGAUGUGGAACCAAAAUUCUGGACCACCACAGUAUGUGCAUGCGUGCGUGCGCGCACAUGCACACAUGCAUGGGUUCAACCAUGUAUGCAUGCUAGACUAUGCUCCUGGGAAUCACAAGGUUCAAUCUACAGUCACAGAAGUGGUGGACUUCUUUUUUUUCUUUUGCCUCCCAUGCCCCAACAUCUGAAACAUAUUUUUGCCAUCUAAAAAGAAUGACCAAAUUAACACAAAUCUUGAGUGAAAUUUAUGUUUUGGCACCAGGUUUAUGAUCAUCGGUAGUGGCUGAUGACGAAGGACACACUGUUUUUGAAGAAUGUUUAAGAAUGGCUUUUUAAUUAUUCUUUGUUUCUUUGUUUAAUUGUAUUAUUAUUAUCCUGUUAAAUAUUAUAUUGAACUGUGUGUUUAUUUAGCAACUGAUGAUACAGGCACUUUUCUGUUGAUAUGUAUGUAUUUUUUUCAUUCCUUUUUCCAUUGUGUGUUUUUGUAAUUGUUGUUGAUAUUGUUUUUCAUGAUUGCCUUUCAUUGGCAGAAUAGGGACAUGUUAUAUUAGCCAAUGGGGAUUUUUAAAUGCAGUGGGUUUUUAAAACGUGCUGCUAUCUCACUGGUGAUUACUGAAUGAGUUGGCCACUAAGCUCAACUGUACGGACACUGUGUUCUUUGAUUUCCCUAUAUGAGAAAAGACAACGGCUGUCAUGGCGCCUGGAGUAAGCACACCUUGAAUGGUUCAUUCAUUUAUUUAGUUUUUCCUCAAUAGGUUUUUUCAUAUCAGCCAUUUUAAUUCCCCAUCGAUCGUGUGUGUUUGUAGAAUAGAUUCAGAUUUGAUAUUGCCUGAAAUUUUCCUUUAACCAGGUCAAAUGUGGCAGCAACCAUCUUAAAUGCUGCAGCAACUCAGUAAUCCAGAUUUAGUAUGAACAUUGGCUUCAUUUCAGUCCUUUGUGUUCUCGGUCACUACUUCUUGCUCCAUAGUCAUAGAUAUAUAUAUAUAUAUAUGUGUGUGUGUGUGUCUGUCUGUGUGUGUGUGUCUGCCUGUGUGCGUGUGUGUGUGUGUGUGUGUAAAUAGUUUGGUUGUGCAGAGUGGUUGUCUCAUAACGUAAACAAUUUGGCUAUUGUUGAUCACUGGUGCCACGCCUAUUCCUCACAUUUUAAGAGCCAGUGAGCUUUCUGAGAAGUUUCACGCUUUUUCCUGAGUUGAUGGGGAUUUUAUUUUAAAAGAUUUUCACUGUAUAUUGACUUUAUGGGGUCCUCUUCUGGUGAGAGGUUGGUUCUCAACAGUGGCAUAAAAAGCAUCUGUGGGCGUUCAGUUGUGUGGACCACUUGGAGAAGCACAGAUGGGUUGUGGAAACAGGGAUUGGACAGCACUGGAACCAAUGGAGUGAGACCUGAGGUAGAUGCAGGAUAGAGAGGUUGGGAAAGAGAAACAUAAAAAACAAGACAAGUGCCUGACCAAGGCAUAGCACAUAAUGUGUCAUUUAUUCAACUGAGAUAUGUAUUUUCAGAGUUGGAAUUGUGAGUACGUAUUUCUGCACCCACUGCAUUGCAUAACUGCACAGCCAAACUGUGGUGGUCCAAGGAGCUCUGACAACCUUGUGUCUUUUUUUUUUAAAUCUUAAAAAUAAUUUUAUUUUGCUUUUUUGUACUCUGACAUGUUCCAGUGUGGGCCACGCAGACCGGUCGGUCAGAUGUUGCUGAUCACAGAGGAAUCAAUGUUCUUUCUCAGGAUCUUAAAAAAAAAUUUAAAACCUUUAAUGGAAGCCGAGUUCAGCACAAGUUCUGGGGAGUCACUGUUUGUUUCUUGGCUUGUUGAUUUAUGUGACUAAUGCUUAUGCAUACCAAGACAAUGAAAAAAAAAAAAAAAAAAAUUUAUCACCUUUUUACUAAAACCUGUCUUUUCACAUCAUUUCAAAGUUGCAAACAUGGUCUUAUGAUGUGAAAAGAAAGGCAUUUCUCCAAUAAAUGGCUUAAGGGAAAAUGCUGACAGAAAAACAGCACUUGGUUCUCUGUGAAAUGGAGGUAAGAAGGUCCCUCAAAUAUCUUGACAUGUAGCAUUUAUAGUGGCAGAGUUUGGGCGAUGAUAUGGGGUUGUCACUCAGGUGAAAAUCACAUUGGUAUGGAAACGCUGUUAUUUUAGAUACAUUUCUAAAGUUCUUCAGUAGUGUGACACUUCUUGUAACUUAAUUUAAUCACACAGUUGGAAGACCACAUUCCACGUUGAGGGUAAUGUGUGUAACAAGCAUACACACCACCGUCUGUAAGCAGGCCUGGAAUGGGUCAGACUACAGGCAGUAAUGUAUAUGCUAGCACACUGCAACCAUUAAGAAAUGCUAUAGAUGUAUAAACUGCAAUGAUUCAUCCUGUGGGACAACUUUGAAAGAUGUUGUCCAUCCAUAAAGGUCAUGUCUUUACAAGUAGUGACCUUUAUUCAAUUUCCUGGAGGCAAAUGUUUGUGAAUUGUAUAAACUCAACAUGUGUUCUCUAUAUGGGCUAAUUGUCUGUAUUUCUGUGUGCUUCUUGUUAUGAAAACAGUCUCCUCUCAAUGGAGACAGUUAUGCAUUUUGUCAAGGUUCAUGCUGAGUUGUAGUUCUCAAGUAGUCACAAGACCAAUUUGUACUUUUCGCUAACAAAACAAAACUAUAUAGAUGGCCCAUAACUGAAUGAUUAGAUGCCCACAAACAGAUUUGGGAAUGUGUUCUAGAUACAUUUCCAAUAUAAAAUGUGUGUGUGUCCGAGUGGGAGAAGGGGGUUGUGGCAGGCAGAGUAAACAGAUUCACAAUUAGUGUUGCAAAAUAUUAAUAUUAUUUGUUUUACCACCUGAAAGUCUAUUUUUAUUUAAAAUUCUAAGUUUAUUUUUACACAGACAUGACCGUGAAACUACAAUGCUGCCAAAUAGUUAUUUUCAAUUCACCAACGCAUGUUUCGCAUCACCCGAUGAACAUUUUCAUAUGGUUUUGUGUACUGGUAAUGUAAAUGCCUCUGAUACUACCAGCAGCAUUGAGAGCGGUUUGCUUUCAUGUUGUUACCUGGCAACUUUGAGUGUCACUGUUACUGCUUGAUCCUGCUAAUUGAAAUUCAUAUUUGCUACAUUUAUGUGGAAAUACACUUCAGAGAAUGCAGUUCACUAUGUGCUCAUUGCUGAGGGGCUUGAUGUUCAACCAAACCUUUGUGUCAACUGUUAGCCUUGGGCUAAUACAUUUAUGAACAUUAUACGCUUUCAUCAGCCUAAAUAAGCAAUAACAAACUUUUUAAAUUAUGUUACAUAGGAAAUGCAAUGAAGAACAUAAAUUCUCAUGUGGGCAAAAAUGUGAACCCUUAACAGCUAAGAUGUCUGUUAACCAGGUGGUUGACACAUGCAUAUGAAGUAGCUUAAGCUAAGUAAGAAAAGCUAAGCAAGACGUUCUAUGUGUAACUGUAACACACAUAAUCAGUUUAUUUCUCUAAAAACACUCAUUGCGAACUCAAUGUCAUGUUUCUCCAUCUAAGGAGUGGGUUUCUUUUCCUUUUUGAGAAUCUUUUUCUGUAGAGUUAUUUUCAUUUUGGAUAUUGGAUAGUUGACAAUUAUUCAAAACAGUGUGAUGGGGGCUGUGCUAAGGGACCAUUUCUAAAGUGCACAGAGAAAUAAUUUAUCAUUAAUAUCUCUAUAAAUACUUGUCAACAACAUCCCAUCCAUUCGUUAGGCAGAUUAAAACCCAA